AUGGUUACCGCCGAAACUAAUGGCACUUCCGUGCCCAUGGAAAUCGCCACAGUAUCAAUUCUAGGGAAAGAUACAAUUAAGGUUGGGUAUGACCUCAUUCAUGAGAUUACCUCAGAUAUUCUGCAAAAUCUCAAGUCGACAACCUAUGUCCUUAUAACCGAUAUCAAUAUUGGACGCAUUUACCUUCCACGGAUCGAAGAAGCUUUCGAGCAGGAUUCACAAAAGUAUUCACCAAAUGCUCGGCUACUCACUUACACUAUCCCUCCCGGCGAAGCUUCGAAAACUCGUGUCACAAAGGCCGAAAUUGAGGAUUGGAUGCUAUCGAAAGAAUGCACUAGAGACACCGUGAUCAUUGCGCUUGGUGGAGGUGUGAUUGGUGACAUGAUUGGAUAUGUUGCUGCAACUUUUAUGCGUGGUGUCAGGUUCAUUCAGGUACCAACAACACUACUUUCGAUGGUGGAUUCAUCAAUUGGAGGUAAAACUGCAAUUGAUUCGCCACAUGGAAAGAACUUGAUUGGAGCGUUUUGGCAGCCGGAGAGAAUCUAUAUUGAUUUACAAUUCCUGGAAACAUUACCGGAGAGGGAGUUUAUCAAUGGAAUGGCGGAGGUUAUCAAGACUGCCGCUAUCUGGGACGAGGAGGAGUUCACAAAGCUCGAAAAGAGUUCGGAUGUGAUACUUCAAGCUGUCAGAUCAAAGAUCACUGCUAUUCAGGAGGGACCAUCGCGCCUAUCACCAGUCAAACAACUACUCAAAGAAGUUGUCCUCGGCUCUGUUCGUACUAAGGCUCAUGUCGUCUCCGCCGAUGAGCGUGAAGGUGGACUCCGUAACCUCCUCAAUUUUGGUCAUACAAUCGGACAUGCCAUUGAGGCUAUCCUCUUCCCCCAGAUGCUUCACGGAGAAUGUGUCGCAAUCGGUAUGAUCAAAGAGGCAGAGCUCUCCCGCCAUCUUGGACACCUGAAACCAAGCGCUGUCGCGAGGAUAUCAAAGUGUCUAACUGCUUACGGACUCCCAACUUCUCUUGACGAUAAGAGAGUCAAGAAGCUUACGGCUGGUAAACACUGUGAAGUGGAGGAAAUGAUUAGAAUCAUGGGAGUAGAUAAGAAAAACGAUGGUCGUAAAAAGAAGGUUGUUCUAUUGACCGCUAUUGGAAAGACUCUUGAAAGGAAGGCAUCCGUCGUCCUCGACGACGCUAUCAGAGUCAUUAUGGCACCCAGUGUCAUAGUCGAUUCGCAAAAGUCAGUCAUCCCAGAACUGAGCAUCACACCACCUGGGUCAAAAUCAAUCUCAAACAGAGCUCUUGUGCUCGCUGCCCUUGGCACUGGCACUUGCCGGAUUAAAAACCUCCUCCACUCUGAUGACACAGAGCACAUGCUCACUGCCCUUUACAAGCUCGGGGGUAUGCAAUUCUCCUGGGAGGAUGAUGGCGAUACAUUAGUUGUAAACGGCAAUGGAGGUAAACUCACAGCAUGCGGUGACGAACUAUACCUCGGAAACGCCGGUACCGCAGCAAGGUUCUUGUCCACGGUUGCUACCCUUGUGUCCCCAUCAACUGAAAACGACUCCAUCGUUCUCACCGGUAACGCCCGUAUGAAGCAAAGACCCAUCGGGCCCCUCGUGAAUGCGCUCCGUUCAAACGGAAACACAGUCGAUUACCUUGAGGAUGAAGGGUGUCUUCCCCUCCGUGUACCAUCAACUUCAGGCUUUGCAGGUGGAAAGAUUGAAUUGGCUGCUACAGUCUCUUCGCAAUAUGUUUCCUCGAUCUUGAUGUGUGCGCCGUAUGCCCGCCAGCCGGUCACAUUAUCACUUGUGGGCGGAAAGCCGAUUUCGCAGCUUUACAUUGAGAUGACAACCGCAAUGAUGGCGUCUUUCGGAAUCCAGGUUACAAAGUCUGAGACUGAGGAAUACACUUACCACAUCCCGCAAGGAACAUACAAGAAUCCCUCUGAAUACGUUGUCGAGAGCGAUGCUAGUUCAGCUACCUACCCAUUGGCCAUUGCAGCUAUCACCGGGACUACCGUUACUAUUCCCAACAUUGGAAAGAAGUCGCUCCAAGGUGAUGCUCGUUUUGCGGUUGAUAUACUUCGCCCGAUGGGCUGCGAGGUUGUGCAGACCGAUUACUCUACCACCGUCCGUGGCCCUGCAAAAGGACAGCUAAAGCCAAUUCCACAAGUAGAUAUGGAACCCAUGACUGAUGCCUUCCUUACCGCAUCUGUCCUUGCUACUGUGGCUGUCGGCUCUGAACGCACGAAUAUUACCGGCAUUGCAAACCAAAGGGUUAAGGAAUGUAACCGGAUCGCAGCAAUGGUCCAUGAGUUGGCCAAGUUUGGUGUCACCGCUGGAGAGCUUGAGGACGGUAUCUGGAUCGAAGGAAAAGAUUAUAGUACUCUUCAGAGCCCCGUCGAUGGUGUGCACUGCUACGAUGAUCAUCGUGUGGCAAUGAGUUUCUCGGUGUUGUCACUUAUAGCGCCGGAGCCCGUCAUUGUGUUAGAAAAAGAGUGUACGGCAAAGACAUGGCCUGGAUGGUGGGACGUCCUGGCUUCCAGUUUUAAGGUCGCUCUUAACGGCACUGAGAUCAUCGAUCAUUCCGAACCCAGCAUCAUUAAAAAGGGAAACAACGCUUCCAUCAUUAUCAUUGGUAUGAGGGGUGCUGGAAAAACUACUAUGGGAAAUAUCGCAACAAGGAUAAUGCAACGUCCGCUUUUGGACCUUGAUGUAGUGAUGGAGGAGGAACAAGGGAGGGUUAUUCCCGAUAUUGUCAAGACUGACGGGUGGGAAGGGUUCCGCCAAAUUGAAUUUGACCUCUUGAAGAGGAAGAUGGCCGAACAUCCCACUGAACACAUUAUUGCUUGUGGUGGCGGUAUUAUCGAGACCCCUGAGGCGAGGGAACUAUUAAUACGCUAUCACCAAACCGGCGGAAUCGUUAUCCAUAUCCACAGGAAUAUCGAGAAUGUCAUUGAUUUCUUAAACGUUGAUAAGACUCGUCCUGCGUUCUCGGAAGAUCUUCAUAACGUAUGGCUUCGCCGCAGGCCCUGGUACGAUGAAUGCAGUAACUUCCAGUACUACUCCCCAGUUGUCAGCGCGGAGCAUCUAGAUAUUGCCCAAGCGGACUUUGCAAGAUUUCUCCAUGUCAUCAUUGGGAAAGCCAAUUACCACGAAAAGUUCUUGAGACGAGAGAGAACUUUCUUCGUUUCCUUGACUUAUCCUGAUAUUUCGCAGGCCAUAGAUAUUGUUGGUCCUGUUACUAUCGGGGCUGAUGCUCUCGAGAUCAGAGUUGAUCUUUUGGAGGAUCCUAAUGGCGAGUAUGGUGUUCCAACAAUAAAGUUUGUCUCGGAGCAGUUGGCACUCCUGAGGAGUAAGACGCAGCUUCCAGCAAUCUUUGCUAUCAGGACGGUGAGCCAAGGUGGACGCUUCCCCGAUGAUGCUCCCGAGAAAGCUUUAGAGUUUUUCCUUACCGCGAUAAGAAUGGGGUUAGAGUAUAUUGACCUCGAGAUGUCGUGGCCCUUGCUUGUCAUCGAGAAGGUUACUGCUUCAAAGAACCACACCAAGAUCAUCGCAUCCCACCACGAUGUCCAAGGUCACCUUCGCUGGAAAAACGCGAGUUGGGUAUCUAUCUUCAACACUGCUCUGAAGUUCGGAGAUGUCAUCAAACUCAUCGGUGUAGCAAACAAAUUACAAGACAACUUCGAUCUUCAGAAUUUCCGUGAAUGGGCUAGCUCACGGGCAACCCGUCUCAUCGCUCUCAAUGCUGGUGAGAAGGGUAAGCUUAGCAGAAUUCUGAAUAUGUUCUUGACACCCGUUACGCACCCGGCGCUCCCAUUCAAGGCUGCCCCUGGGCAGUUGACAGUGUCGGAGAUUCAUCGUGGCCUCUGGUUGAUGGGUGAGAUUGAGAGGAAGCAAUUCUACCUCUUCGGGAAGCCAAUUCAACACUCCCGAAGUCCCGCCCUUCACAAUCACCUAUUCAAAGAUAUGGGUCUUCCUCAUCACUACCAGAUCUUUGAGAAUGAUACUGUCAACGACGAAGCCACUCGAGCCAUCCUCUAUGCCGAUGAUUUCGGUGGUGCUAGUGUUACGAUCCCGCACAAACUCAAUAUUAUGCCACUUCUUGAUGAGAUCACCCCCGAGGCCGAGAUGAUUGGAGCAGUCAACACUGUUCUCCCAGUCCUUGUCAAGACUCGUGGGGAGACGAAGAGAAAGCUUGUUGGUUACAAUUUCGACUGGGUUGGUAUCAAGACUUCACUUUUCCAGGGAGGUGUUCGUGACACCUACGAUGACCCAGGCAGUGCACUUGUCAUCGGUGCUGGAGGUACUUCAAGAGCGGCCGUUUAUGCUUUGCAUAACAUGCGCUACAAUACCAUUUACAUCAUCAAUCGUAGUGUUGCGAAUCUCCAGCCCAUCAUCGAUGCUUUCCCGGCUGAGUACAACAUCAUCGCUGUCAAGACACUCGAGGAGGCACAGGCUAUCUCCGUAAAACCAGUUACUGCGGUUUCUACAGUUCCGGCCGACAAACCCAUUGAUGCCGCAACUAAAGCGAUUCUUACUGAGCUAUUGAAGGUCAACCCCACUGAUAGCCAAAAGGAGAGGGUGUUGGCGGAGAUGGCAUACAAGCCAAGACAUACUGAAGUUAUGGAGCUUGCUGAGGAGGCUGGGUGGAAGACAGUUCCAGGGUUGGAGGCAUUGACUGGGCAGGGUGUAAAACAAUUUGAGGUGUUCACCGGUGGGAUCAUCCCUGACUAUGAGCAGGCUCGUCAAGCCGUCUUGGGAGAUGAAAAGUAUUAG
Molecule: messenger RNA, 4776 nt
Organism: Morchella importuna
Lineage: Eukaryota; Fungi; Ascomycota; Pezizomycetes; Pezizales; Morchellaceae
Exons: 4
Coding region: 1-4776 (1591 amino acids)
Biological process (GO): aromatic amino acid biosynthetic process; chorismate biosynthetic process
Cellular component (GO): cytoplasm
Molecular function (GO): shikimate kinase activity; shikimate 3-dehydrogenase (NADP+) activity; 3-dehydroquinate synthase activity
Source: RefSeq, a predicted model, not a curated record